GUCAAGGGGGUUGCUUGCGGCGUCGUCAUCCCCAACUAUACAAACGGCCUUAUCCGCCAAUGUUCGCGCAAGUGUCGGAGGAUCGUGCACCAUAUCGUACGCACUUAAAUGACGUGAUAACGAAUGUGGCAUGAGAACAUCCGGCCAUGCCCAUGACUAUUAAUUGCUUCAGCCUUGCUACGAGUACGCCUACACUGAUAUAGGUAAAGACAUCCGCCGAUGUCGGCAUUUUAACUUUCACUUAUGCUGCACUGACCAGCAGAUUAGAAAGGAAAACAUGUCGUAUUUUGUAACAACAUUCGUACUACCAUUGUCAAACGGACUCUGAGAGGGAACGGACGCGGAAAUGGAAGAUCAAAUCGAAAGGCAGCGGACUCACCUUCAGCGGAGGAAAAUCUCUGCUGCAAUCAAGCUGGAACGGAUACAACGUUUUGUUGGAGAAGAAGCAGUCAAAGUGGAAGUUAUUGAGGAAUUGGAACGAGAAUAUGACACAACUCAGAGGCAGUUAAAGGAAUUGGAAAUUAGUAGUGAAGCUAGAAGAAGGCGUGAAAUUCAAACUCUGCGUCGUUUCGGUGUGUUAGAUAGUGCGCUCUCCGGAAUUCGUUACAGCUUACCUGAUAUCGAGAUUAGCCGCAUUCGAAACCACUCUUCCGUGGCCAAUAAUCAGUCGGAAGGGGCUGCCAGUGAGGAAGAAGAAGUGGUGGAUGAAGCUGACGAAGAGGAAGAUCCUUACCGAAAGAAAAAAAGCUGGAAAGCUUUAGGAUGGCUGUCUGCGUCUCCUAUUUUCUUUCGACCAAGAAGUAGAAGUGAAACCACCAGUCGAAAAUAUCGUGCCAUGUCAGCCGGAGUAGUGCCCAAUCCGUCAUCCACAACGGUUCUAAGUUUAAGGCGACUUUACACGGGUCGAUCAGAAUUUUACGAUGUCGAAGACGAGGUCGUGGAGCCAGCCAACAAUGUUAAAAAUCGCAAUCCAGAUCAGGAUACAGAAGAUGAUGUUCCACCGAGGAGACCAUCAGCAGUACUCAUCAAUCAAAGAACGCUAGAUGAAAUCAAACGUUUUGAAAACCUUAUCAAAAACUAUUUCCUUAAAAAACAACACAAGCGAUAUUGAUGCCCUGAUUUCCACCGUUAGCUAGUCAAAUCAGGGGAUUAGUUAAGUAAGACAGACAAAUAUUUUACACGCGUGUAGCAUAGUUUCUAGAAAUGACACUUCAUUUUCAUCAACAGCCAUUUUGUUACAAACAUCUACGUAUUAUGGAGGAUAUUUAUAGAAUGAACACUAGAUGGCAACGUAAGUGGAACGUGUUUAGUGUUUAUUUCGAUUUAUUUCGAACCGGUGAAAGUGUUUCUUGAAAAAUAAUAGAUUAGUUGCAGCAACUUCAUAUUCAAAUCAGAGACAGAGAUUGAUAAGGCUAGCCUAGCCUUAAUACUUACAUGUUUAAAACCAAAGAUUUGUUUUAGUGUAAAAAAUAACAUGAAUAAACCAGUAGUCAUUCA
Messenger RNA from Daphnia magna, 1497 nucleotides. RefSeq lists its product as uncharacterized. The record is from RefSeq and is a predicted model, not a curated record. The coding region runs from base 347 to 1111 and encodes 254 amino acids. The transcript has 2 exons. NCBI's taxonomy places the organism in Eukaryota, Metazoa, Arthropoda, Branchiopoda, Diplostraca, Daphniidae.